Molecule: messenger RNA, 462 nt
Organism: Helobdella robusta
Lineage: Eukaryota; Metazoa; Annelida; Clitellata; Rhynchobdellida; Glossiphoniidae
Exons: 1
Source: RefSeq, a predicted model, not a curated record
AUGGGCCGCGAUUGUUGUGUAAAAUAUUUGCAAGUGCUUGUUUGUACGCAUUCAAAUAAAUGGGUCACCUGCCAUCACCACUACCACCACCACCACAGAUACACCAGGAAGGAGAUCUUGGUACCCGUGCACUUGUACGGUCAGCUGGCCCAGCACGAAAGAGGUAUCCAGUUGUUAAGGAGUGAAGACCAAACGUUGACGUAUUAUUUCAACUCCAUCAAGUCGAAUUUGAGCAAGAUGACCGCUGCAGCAUCACCUUUCACUCCAUCGACCUCAUCGUCAUGCACUCCAUCUACAUGGCGUCCCACCUCAUUGCACGAGGGCUUCAUGGGUUUCGGUGAUAAGGAUGGGGAUAAGAAGGAUGGGGACGAGGGUGAGAACGAGUUGCAGCGUAGUGAUGCCGAUGUGGGAAGUUUCGACGUCAUCCUGUUGAAGACCAUGAAAGCUGCUCUCUGGAUCGCU